Parasteatoda tepidariorum (common house spider) is the source of this 2554-nucleotide messenger RNA. Its product is annotated as cytochrome P450 18a1. Gene Ontology annotation, biological process: xenobiotic metabolic process. Lineage: Eukaryota; Metazoa; Arthropoda; Arachnida; Araneae; Theridiidae. Gene Ontology annotation, cellular component: intracellular membrane-bounded organelle; cytoplasm. The record is from RefSeq and is a predicted model, not a curated record. Gene Ontology annotation, molecular function: heme binding; iron ion binding; steroid hydroxylase activity.
AUGUUUAUAAAUUCUAAUCAUGUUAGAUUAUCUUCAUGAUACCUUUCAAUUGUUAAAUGUUUGCAUAAUGUUCGUAAAAAAAUAAAUUAUAUCUAAUAAAUCAAGGUCGAGUGUUUUGUUUCACUCUUGUAUCGGCACAUAUAAAAACCAUGGUUUGGUGGGAUUUAAAAUUCAAAAUCCCGCUUUUUAUUGGUUGAUUAAGACCUCAUCUAAGAUGUUGUUCGAAUAUCUUUCAAUACCCCUUGUUUCGUCCACCCUCAUUUUGCUGUUCACCUUCACCUUGAUAAGUUGGUGGAGAAAAAAUCGCAAUUUACCACCAGGUCCCAAUGGAUUGCCACUCCUUGGUUUUUACCCAUUCCUCUCGGAGAAACCAUACCUGGACUUUGCAGCUUAUGCCAAAAAGUUCAAUACCGAAGUCAUAAGUUUUCGGACAACAGGUGGGAAGUUGAUUGUUGUCCUCAAUAGUUCGAAACUCAUAAAAGAUGUCAUGGUAAAUCGUUCGGAAGAAUUUAUUGGUAGACCGAUUGAGAGCAACUUUUUGGAAUGGUUGUCAAAUGGCCUUGGUAUUACUCAAGAGGAAGGUUCGAAUUGGAAAGAACACCGCAGAUUCUUCCUCCAGGCUGCAAAAAGUUUCGGUUUCGGCAAAGUAGAGAUUGAAUCCACGAUACACGAGGAAAUCAGAACAUUGAUUGAUGACUUGAGAAAGACAAAAGGAGAGUCGGCUCGGUUUGACUUCCACAUUUCAUACGUCAUUAGUACAAUGAUCUCCAAAGUUAUGUUCGACAAGAAGUUCGAGAAGUAUGGCGACGUUUUUCCCAAAUUGGCACAAGGAGUCGUUGACUUGAUCGACAUGAUGGCCGAUCAUAGGUUCUUCUUCAUUGGUUCUAUGUUUAGGUAUGUGGCAAUGCGUUUGAUGCCGUGGUCAGCAAAAGUCAGAGAAGGCAGACAAUUUUUGAAGAAAACAGUCCAGAACCUUAUUGAAGAACACAUCAGAACAUUUGAUCCUAAAAAUUUGAGAGAUUACGUGGAUAGUUAUCUCUAUGAAAUAGAAAAAUUAAAAAAGAAUGGACAACUUGAAAAAAGCACAUUUAAUGGUGAAAGAUUAUUGGCAGUUUCCAUGAACAUGUUGAUGGAAGGAUCUGGUCCAUCGGGUAUUCUAGGUCUCUUGUUAGAAGCUGCCAAACAUCCUGAGGAACAAAAAUUGGUGCAAAAAGAAAUCGAUUCGGUUGUUGGCCGAGAUCGUCUUCCAUCUUGGUUAGAUCGUAACGACCUCGCCUACACUGAAGCUUUCAUCCAAGAAUUGCACAGAUGCGGACAAUCAUUCUAUAUUUCAAAUCUCUACAGCAAUUUUGAAGAGACAAAAAUUAACGGAUUUAGAAUUCCCAAACGAAGUACGGUGAUUGCCAACCUGUGGACCAUCAACAACGAUCCAGAAAUUUAUCCUGAACCGGAAAAAUUCGAUGUCAACAGAUUUUUGGGAGAUGAUGGAAAAAGGAUAAAAACUGACGGACCUUACCCAUUCGGAAUUGGCAAAAGAGAAUGUGCUGGUCAAGCUUUGGCAUCAAUGGAAAUAUUCUUAAUCAUCUCAUCUCUGAUGCAAUAUUUUACACUGUUGCCUGGAAACGAAGAAGGAACCCUGAGAGCUAUACCAAGAGCAUUUUAAUAAUCGAACGUUCUUUGAUUAUGAAAUACGUCAUCAUUUAGUUUUAAGAAACUUUUCCACUUUAAUAGGCAAUGUUUGCCUCCUAUUCAUGUUUUCGAAGUGGUUCGUUAUCUCAAACUUCAACAAACUGAAUAGGUUCAAAAAGUUAUUCGAAAUGUAAUAUAGUUAUCUGAUGCGUGUUUUAACUAUUUUGCUUCUUUUACAUGGCAUUUAAGAGAAGAUUUGUACAUAUCACGUGAUCUCUGUAAAUAGUUCAUUACUUGUGUGAGUGCGUGGGUGAAUGUUGACUGUAUGUAUUCAUUAAACGAAAAUACUUUUCAUUGUUCGAACGAAAGUGUGUUUGAGGAGGGGAAAUUUAGCUUUUACCAAUCGCUCAAAUUAUAUUAAUCAUCAUUCGUUUUAAAAAUUAAAAACAUUCAUACUAAAAUUUAAAAAAAUAGGUGCGUUAAAGCUAAAAAUAAUAAUGACCCGCAAUGUUUUUCUUUAAGAAUAUAAAAAUUCAGUUGCUUUAAGAAAUAAUUCAUUCCAUUUAAAUAAUAACGUUUGUUUUUCCUUUUCGCAAAAUAAAUUAAGCAACCUAAUGUUUUUGUUAGCAUAAUUUCUUAAACAUAAACACAAUUUCGUACCUAGUGCAUUAAAGGAAUUGUUAACAGUGCAAAUAUAAACAUCGAGAAUUCAUUUUUAAAAAAAUUGUAUUUUAAGUAACUAUUUGUUAUAGUAUUAGUUAAUUUUAUCAUAAGAUAUUAUUUGUAUUCACUUAAGCCUUUACUUUAUUGUGAUAUUGUAAAUUGUAUUGGUUGGCAAGUGAACAAAAAUUGUCUUAUUUGUGGAAUGUCUCUCACUAUUGUAAAGAUAUCAUUAAUUAUUCAAAAUAAAUAUAUUUCUUCUUGA